UCCUUGAAAAAGACUAGUAUAUUUCGGGUAAGUUUCGUCAUUCUGUUCAUGUGUCAAAAUUAACAUUUGCUAAGAUGAAGAUAUAUUCUGAUCCAGGAAAUCAACAUACUCUAAAAGCAGUAGUUGCUGCUGCUUUAGCUAAUCUGAAGCUAGAGAUUCAAUUUACGAGUAUUACAGAUUCCAAGGUGCCAUACUUGAAGAGGGGCAAACUUCCAGUUCUUGAGAUAUCACCAAAUGAGUACAUCUUUUCAGCAAACAACAUCUGCAGGUAUAUCCUGUCCAACGGCUCUGAGCAAACUUGGGAGUUGAAAGUUGAGGAGUGGGUCGAGUGGGAGAGUACUCACUUACAGGCUUUGCUAGCCCCUUACUUAACUGCUGUCUUUGGAGGCGGAAAGAAGAAUGCAGAGCCAUUUAAGCUUCCAUUCUGCAAAUUAAAUGAUGUGCUGGCCAAUAAACAAUAUUUAGUGGGGACAAGCCUGACCGCAGCUGACAUUGUGGUAUGGUGUGCCCUGUACCCAGCCAUUACCGACAACCCAAGCCUUUGUGCUGACUACAAGCACCUUCAAUGCUGGUUCCAGGGCCUUGCAUCCCAAGAGAGCUUUCAGAAGGGUGUUGCUACCGUGACAUCAGGGAAGGGUGCAAGUGCCUUCAAGGAAGCCAUCUUGUCUCAGCAUGUCAAGGUUCCGCUGUCUGAUGCCGGUCGUGAGAGAGGACAACAGGCAGCUAUUAGUCAGGCUUCAGAUGGACAGGAUGAGAGCAAAAAGGACAUUCCACCUGAAGAGAUAGCUGCGGCUAAGGCAGCUUUCACCAGAGGAAAAAAGUCAUUACCUAAAUUGACCAAGAGAGUUCAUCCAGUACUACCUCAAUCUUCCGGGAAGAACAUCCUCAUCACCAGCGCUCUUCCGUAUGUGAACAAUGUACCUCACCUAGGAACCAUCAUAGGGUGCGUUCUCAGUGGGGAUGUCUUCUCAAGAUUCUGUCGUCUCAGGAACUACAACACCCUGUACAUCUGUGGUACAGAUGAGUAUGGGACUGCUACUGAAACCAAGGCAUUAGAAGAAGGCUUGACUCCUCAGCAGAUCUGUGACAAAUACCAUGCACUUCAUCGAGACAUCUACAAAUGGUUUAAUAUUGACUUUGACCACUUUGGUAGAACCACCACCCAAAAGCAGACUGAGAUUGCUCAGGACAUCUUCCACCGUCUGCAUGCGGCUGGUCAUAUUCUAGAGGAUACGGUAGAACAGCUCCAGUGUCAGAAGUGCAACCGCUUUCUAGCUGAUCGCUUUGUUGAAGGAAUCUGUCCACUCUGUAGUUAUGAGGAUGCUAGAGGAGACCAGUGUGAUAAAUGCGGAAAGCUCAUCAAUGCAACGGACCUUAAACAACCUAGAUGUAAAGUCUGCAGUAACACCCCUGUCAUCAAGACUUCCAGGCAUCUGUUCUUAGACCUUCCCAAGCUAGCACCAGCACUUGAGGUGUUCUUAAAGAAGUCUACAACCGAAGGCAACUGGUCUGCCAAUGCUAAGCUCAUUACAAACUCAUGGGUGAGGGAUGGACUGAAGCCACGAUGUAUCACUCGGGAUCUGAAGUGGGGCACACCUGUUCCACUGAAAGGAUACACAGAUAAGGUGUUCUAUGUAUGGUAUGAUGCUCCUAUUGGCUAUCCGUCCAUCACAGCAAAUUACACAGACCAGUGGGAGAAAUGGUGGAAAAACCCACAGCAGGUCCAACUAUACAACUUCAUGGCGAAAGACAAUGUGCCAUUCCACAGUGUGAUAUUCCCAAGCUGUUUGAUUGGGGCUAAUGAUAACUACACCAUGGUCAAUCAUCUUAUAGCCACAGAAUACCUGAACUAUGAGGACACCAAGUUUUCCAAGAGUCGUGGCAUCGGUGUGUUUGGUGACAACGCUCAAUCAACCGGUAUCCCAGCAGACAUCUGGCGUUUCUAUCUCCUCUACAUCAGACCCGAGACCCAGGACAGUGCCUUCAGCUGGGCUGACUUUGUCUGGAAGAAUAACAGUGAGCUUCUCAACAACCUGGGCAACUUCAUCAACAGAGGCUUAACAUUCCUGGAGAAUAGUUUUGGCAGUGUAAUACCCGAGAUAAGAUUGGAGAGUGAAGAUGAGAGGCUGAUUGCUGAGAUCAACAGAGAACUCAAGAGCUACAUUGCAUUACAGGAGAAGGUCAAAAUCCGUGAUGCCUUGAAGCACAUCCUCAACAUAUCUCGUCUUGGUAAUCAACAUAUUCAAGCAUGCAAGCCAUGGGUGCUAGUCAAAGGCAAUCCUCAAGAAAAACUCCGGGCUGGUACUGUGAUUGGUCUGGCAGCAAACAUCUCCUGCCUCCUCUCGGUCAUUCUGCAACCAUUCAUGCCAGAGACGAGUGCUACCAUCCAAGCUCAGCUCCAGGCUCCUGCUGAAUGUUACGUGCUGGUGGAAGAAUUUGUUUGUUACCUGGACAAGGGUCACAAGAUAGGCAAGCCAAGUCCACUCUUCUCCAAGAUUGAACCAGCCCAAGCUGAAGAAUUCAAGAAGAGAUUCGCAGGCAAACAGCAAAAGGUUGAAAGUGCUGCAAAGCCUAGUGCAGCGGCCACCCCAGCCCCACCUACAUCAAACCCACCUACAAGCAACCAAGCCACUCCAGCAAGCCCUCAGGAGAUAGAGAGACUCACUGCACAAGUUACAGCUCAGGGAGAGAAAGUUCGUAAGGUGAAGGGUGAGAAGGCUGACAAGGCAGUAGUGGAUGCAGAGGUCAAGGCAUUGCUGGACUUGAAACGUCAGCUAGCCAUUGCAUCUGGUCUGGAUCCUGAUGCUGCAUCCAAGUCUAAGGGAAAGAGUAAAAAGAAAGGGGGCAAAAAGUAGAGGAUAUGGAAAGAAAGCUGAUUCAUAAGUGGAUAUUAUUCAUAUGCAACUAUGUCAGUUUUGAUAUCAGGAAAUGAUUACAAUGUUCUGACAUAUCAGUAAUAAUUAUUUUUAAUUUCACACAGUCUACUUAAUAGCCAAUGGAAAUGAUGCUGGUUCUGUAUACGUAUACUAAUAUGUAGAUAAUUUGUGAGAUGUCACUACAUUUAGUAAAAAUUUUUAAAUAGUCAAGUUUCUGAUUUCACUGUUCCCCGCCCGAUUGAUACAUCAUUUUGGAAGGUUUUAGUUAGUCUGUACUAUUUUGUCAAUUUGCCCCUUUUUUAUUCAGUUGUGAAACUUUACCUUUGAGACAUUUAGACUUUUUAGUUUCUGUUCAGUUCUUUGAUGUUAGAAUCCAUAUUAUUUGAGAAAAAACAAUGAUAAAUGAUAAUAAUGAUCAUAAAUAAUUACGAUAAUUAUUAUGGUAAUGCUUAAUGCUACAAUCAUGUCUUCCAAUAGUCAUUACACCAUUCAAUAUGUCCAAAACUACUUUCCAUCGUUGGGAAUCUGUUGUUUCGCAUGGGCAUGUUGGUAUGUCUUCGUAUUUUUGUGCUGUCCUAGAUUUAUAGAGCUGCUGCUCUUCAUCUCUUAAAUACCUGACACAUAUAGUUAAUGAAAGCCAAUGAAAGUUAACUCACAACAGUUCCAUUUUAUGUGUGUGAUAUCUUGCAAGUAAGGCUAUUAAUUACUCAGGUCAGCAUCUGGGUUCUGCUUUCAUAGGUGUAUUAAAUCAUGAAGGUUAUUUCAACCCUUUGACUUUAUCUGAACUGAUUAAUCACAUUUCGGUCAGUAGCUACUGUUGUCUUGUGUGUGGCAGUAUAUAGUCAAUAUAUAUACAUAUAUAUCAGUUUGUUGGAAAGUAUGUUGCUUCUUUGCAUACAUGUAUGUGCAAUCAGUUGAUAAUCGUUCUGUUCUUUUGUUUAUCUCCUGUGAGGUAUUCGUGUAUUCUGUUUUCGUAUCUUUCGUCAAAAUUCUAUGGAAUAGUUAUUAUCUCCCACAAAUGAUUCAGUUUCUUUCAACAGUUUCAUGCCUCUUUGAAACUUGCUAUAAAAAUGACCAGGGUACUUUAAGUAGACAUUUUAAUGCUAACAAAUGUAAAUGCAUAUAAUCUUGUUCACAGUACUACCCAUUAACCUGUAAGUCCUCUCUAAUUAAGCUCGUUUCUCUCUUAGUGUUGCAUGGUCUGAUAAUGUAGCAAAAUAAUUUGUUAGCAACCAGUUUCAGUUGAACAAUGUGGAAUUAGAUAUUAAAGCAGUGACGCAUUUUAGAUUUAGGCAUAUUAAGAUACAUUAACUAUAGUUGAUUAGAUGACAUUUUCCUUGUAUAGUAGUAUUCCUUGCAGAAAGGGAUGUACCCCCCCCCCCUCCCCCAUUUCUGACACUCAACCUAUAUAACCUUCAUGUAAGAGGCUAUUUUGUGAGAUAUUAGGGAUACUAUGUGUGCUUUUCAGAUGAUUAUAUUUUAUCAUUCUUUUUUUCUGAUUUGUUGGCCCUAUCUUGGCUUAGGUUUAAUUGUUGUAGUCUAUUGAUGAAACGAAUGGUUCUGUGGAGUUUGUAUGCAAAGACGAAGAGAAAUGCUGAAUGUAGUAGCAGGGUUAUAAUGUAAUACUAUGUAUCACGUCAUCAAUAUUAAAUGAGCUCCCUAUUUGCUGUGAUAAAUAAUAAACCUUAUAUUUUUUUGUAGGUUUCUUUUUUGUUUGUUUUAUCAAUUGAAACAGAGGCCUCUAUAGAGCUCUUUUUAUUUAAAAUCUAUAGUUUGGAGAGCCAGAGUAAUUGGAAACUUAUACUUCACUAGUUCUAAGUGGAUAUUUAUUAACACUUUCAAUUUAUUUUAUCUUAAUACUGUAGCAUUUUACAGCUUUCUUAAUUGUAUCUUGUAAGUGCUCAAAUAUGGCUCUUCUUUAUUCUUAACACUGUAGGAGAACAAAAAUAGAGUAACAGAGUCGCUGUAAUUCCUGCUGUAGAAAAGCUUGUCCUUCAUAGUUUGUUAGUAAAAAUUGCAUUUAUGAUAUUCUCAACAUUCCUGAUAUUGGUCUUGAAUCAAACUCAACGUAGAAGGGCUAAAUCAUUUGAUAGUUAGUCUUACAUACUUGUUAUAUUGUUUUUAUUGGUAAUUUGACACUAACGGCUAACCCACAGUUUCAAAAGGUGUUUAUGUGUCAACAAAAUAUAUGCUAUUGCAACAUAGGUGUGAUGUAUGAUUUUGAAUUGCAAAUUAUUUUAUUAGGAGAGUGAUAUCUGAGCUCUAUGAACAUGUCAGAGGAUUGAUAUUCCAAUUAAAUGUCAUGCUAUACCCUUUUAGUCCUGAAGUAAAUAUUUUAAUUAUUUUAAUAACGCUUUGAUUACAUUAAAGUUAACAUUUCUUAUCACCUCUGAAUAGUUUAGCCUUGGAAAAGACCAUGAACCACGACACGUUAGAUAAAAUGAUGGCAAAUCGGUUAUACUAACAAUGAUAUAUAUGAAAAACAAAACAUGUAGCUCCCCUGUAGUGUCAUUCUAGACUUCUAUUCUUUGAUUCCUAUACUUUUUAGAUAUUCAUAUUUCUUUCAAAUAAAUGUUUAAAAUGAUGUUUUACCCGGUAAUCAGGGAAAUAAUUGAUGACUGUUUGUUCACUUUGGUGACUCUAAAUAUUGAAGUGAAUUUUAACUGUUACAAAUUAUUUAUUUGAUUAUACUUUACUAUUGAACAUGUAUUCACUGAAUGUUGAGCUAUCCAUUUUGAUCUCUAUUUUUUCUGACAGCAAUAAAUAAAUUUCAAGAUAAAUUUCUAUCAUGAAGUCUACAAACAAACA
Strongylocentrotus purpuratus (purple sea urchin) is the source of this 5684-nucleotide messenger RNA. RefSeq names its product methionine--tRNA ligase, cytoplasmic. Gene Ontology annotation, molecular function: ATP binding; methionine-tRNA ligase activity. NCBI's taxonomy places the organism in Eukaryota, Metazoa, Echinodermata, Echinoidea, Camarodonta, Strongylocentrotidae. Bases 75 to 2855 code for a protein of 926 amino acids. The record is from RefSeq and is a predicted model, not a curated record. Gene Ontology annotation, biological process: methionyl-tRNA aminoacylation. Gene Ontology annotation, cellular component: cytosol; aminoacyl-tRNA synthetase multienzyme complex. The transcript has 19 exons.